GUUUCUUGACACACCCUCUUCAUUCUCAGCGCUGCUCCUCCAUUGCUUGCUUCUCCGAGGUGGAAGAUGAACAAGGACAAGGUCUUCAAGCUCGCCAAGGGAUUCCGAGGAAGGGCAAAGAAUUGCAUAAGGAUCGCCAGGGAACGGGUGGAGAAGGCCUUGCAGUACUCCUACCGCGAUCGUCGCACCAAGAAGCGCGACAUGCGCUCCCUCUGGAUCGAGCGCAUCAACGCCGGCACUCGCCUCCAUGGGGUGAAUUAUGGAAACUUCAUGCAUGGUUUAUUAAAGGAGAACAUCCAACUGAAUCGGAAGGUACUGUCAGAACUGUCAAUGCACGAACCAUACAGCUUUAAGGCUCUUGUUGACAUUUCUAGGAAUUCAUUUCCUGGAAAUAAGGUGCCCAAAAAGGAGGGCAUAUCCAAUAUGGUUUAGCAUUUCCUUGUUUUUCAGAAUUUUAGGAGCAGCUUGUUAUCUGAACUUUUGGUGAGAUGAAUGCUGUAAUUUUGAUCGGUCUAUACUUCAUGGUCUUGUUCUGAUUGUCCUGUUGUUCAAACCAUUGAGGAAUCAUUGCCACCGCAAGAAACUCAUCCUGUUACUUAGAAAUGCUUUUUAAGUUCUUAAAAUGCAUUACUUUUAUAA
Messenger RNA from Dioscorea cayenensis subsp. rotundata (Guinea yam), 639 nucleotides. Its product is annotated as 50S ribosomal protein L20. The coding region runs from base 67 to 432 and encodes 121 amino acids. NCBI's taxonomy places the organism in Eukaryota, Viridiplantae, Streptophyta, Magnoliopsida, Dioscoreales, Dioscoreaceae. Gene Ontology annotation, biological process: translation; ribosomal large subunit assembly. Gene Ontology annotation, molecular function: rRNA binding; structural constituent of ribosome. The record is from RefSeq and is a predicted model, not a curated record. The transcript is spliced from 2 exons. Gene Ontology annotation, cellular component: ribosome.